UAUGACAACUUUAUGUCAAGAAGUUAAAAUUGCUGUAAUCAUCAAGAACAGCACAUUAACAGAAGAUGGAAAUCCUGCUCGAUACAGUCUGCAAAAAAAGACAGACAAUAUAAAACAAUCUGCACCAUAUAGGAAAAUCACCUUUGGAGAGAGAGACAAAAACAAACCCCAUAAAAUCAUUCUGAUGGUGGGAGAAACAGGAACAGGAAAAACAACCCUGAUCAAUGUGAUGAUCAACUACAUGUUGGGUGUUCAGAGAGAAGACAAGGUUUGGUUUGAGAUCACAGAUGAUCAGAGUAAGCAAUCAUUAGCUCACAGUCAGACCUCCAUCAUCACUGUUUAUGGGUUUUAUCUACAAGAGAGUAAAACUGAUUUAACAAUCAUCGACACUCCAGGAUAUGGAGACACUCGUGGAGUUGAUCUUGAUAAACAGAUCGCUGUGAGUUUUCUUAGUUUAUGUAAAUCUGAAGAAGGGAUCCAUGAAAUACAUGCAGUGUGUCUGGUGAUUAAAGCAACACAGAAUCGACUCUCUGACAGACAAAUAUACAUAUUUGAUGCUGUUCAGUCUUUAUUUGGGAAAGAUACUGCUGAAAACAUUGUCCUGCUCUUCACACACUCAACUGGAGCUCCACCUAAAAAUGCCCUGACGGCUGUUAAAGAGGCUAAAAUCAAGUGUGCAGAGAAUGACAAGAAGAAGCCAGUGUUUUUCCUGUUUGACAACUGUCAGUCAGACACUGAUGAUGAAGAAGAUGAUGAUGAUGAAGAUGAAGACCGUAAACUGAGGCUGAAUCAAUCAUGGGAUCGCAGUUUUAAAGGAAUGGCAAAAUUGUUCAAGUUUCUUGACACAAUACAACCAAAAUCCCUGAGGAUGACUGUAGAUGUGUUACAGAAUCGGAAGCAGUUGGAGGCAAAUAUCUCUAAUCUACAGUCACGUGUUCAAACAACAGAACUAAAGCAAAAUGAGCUGAAACAAACUCAAGAAGCUCUGGAGAAGAACAAGAAAGAUGUAGAAGAAAAUAAAGACUUUGAGUAUGAAGUUGAUGUUCCCUACAAAGAAUGGGUUGAUAUUGAUCGCUCUAAAGCUAGCAUGGCAAUGACCUGCAGUGUCUGUAAGGAGAACUGUCAUUAUCCAGGAUGCUGGUGGGUCAGUAAUCUCACAUGGUGCAGCAUGAUUACAAAUGAUAGCUGUACAGUGUGCACAAAUAAAUGCUCUUACACAAAACACGUCAAAGCAGCAAAAAUAUAUGUAACAAAGACAAUGAAAGAGAAGAGGACAUAUGAAGACUUAAAGAAGAAAUAUGAGGACAAAAUUGGAGAAGGUGUGUCUUUGGUCAAGACAGUGUCUUUGGUGGAGGAAGAACUACAUGAAUUAGAGAAAGAGAAAAUAAAGCUGGUGAAUGAAGCUUUUCACUGUGUGGAAGCUCUGGAGAAGAUCGCACUCAACAUUGAUUCUGUGUUCACACUUCAGCACAUUGAUGUUCUGAUUGAGAAGAUGAAGGAAAUAAAUGAGCCUGAAAAGGCCAAAACACUGGAAAACAUCAAGAAGAGAGCAGGAGAAGAAAAACAAGGAGCAGUGGGAUACAUUACAAGAUUUUUUAGAAAAAUGCCAAUCAUGCCUUGGCUCAAUGAGUAA
Molecule: messenger RNA, 1633 nt
Organism: Megalobrama amblycephala (Wuchang bream)
Lineage: Eukaryota; Metazoa; Chordata; Actinopteri; Cypriniformes; Xenocyprididae
Exons: 1
Coding region: 2-1633 (543 amino acids)
Molecular function (GO): GTP binding
Source: RefSeq, a predicted model, not a curated record